AUGGCCACGUCAGCUUCGAUUCCAGAAGAUGCCAAAAUCGAUAGUCGCGUCGAGCAUCUCGAAGACCUCAACCCGGAUCCCAAAGAUAACCAUACCCACGUCGAUGGCAAUGCCCUGCUUGUAAACAAGGAUGGCGAAGUUCGACGGAUUCCUGUGCCCUCUUCGGACCCGAACGAUCCUUUGAAUUUCAGAAAAUGGGAGAAGUACGGUCUGGUGUUCUGCUGUUGUUGGUUCUCCAGUAUGGGCCUGUCGAUUGCAAGCGGACUCGGUGCCAUCCUGAGUGUCUUCUUCCAGAUGUACACCCCUCAAGGAUACUCAUCAGACGAGAUUGUUCUUCUUAUUACGAUCCCAACUCUGUGCAUAGGCCUUGGAAACUACAUCAUUCUUCCCCUUUCGCUAGCCUACGGCAGACGCCCCGUCUUCCUUGGCUUCAUGGUCAUCCUUCUGAUUGCCACCAUUGCAGCUGCUCUGCAGAAUAGCUACAACGGACAUCUCGCCUCACGCAUCGUCCAGGGCCUGGCUACUGGUGCCUCGGAAUCACUCCUCCCGCUCAUGCUCACCGAAGUCACCUUUCUCCACGAACGGUCUCGGAUAUUCGGUCUAUACUGGAUGGCGCAGAAUGCAAUCUCAUCAACGAUUAACCUUGCGUCAUCAUACAUCAACCACGACCUGGGCUGGCGAUGGUAUUACUGGGUUUUCGUCAUCACUGUGGCUGUUGGUCUGGUGAUUGCGUUCUUAUUUGCUUUCGAAACCCAGUUUACCCGCCCGCCCGAGUCUCUAGACGGUCAACUUGUUAUUACCGAUGAGUUUGGUGUCACCCGCGUCAUCCCUGACUCGGAAGCGCAAGCGUAUCUCGAAGAGAUGAGUCGCUCUGGACUCACAGCUCCGGGAGCUGGGAACGCUGCUGGUGCCAUUGAGCGUAAGACCUAUGCUCAGAGAAUCAGGCCUUGGUCUACGCCCCAUCCACAGCCUCUUCAGGUUAUGUUGCUGAGCUGGAAGCACAUGGCCGAAUCAAUGUCCUCCCCUGGAAUCAUCUACGCCGUUCUCACAUCCUCCAUCGCCUUGGGUUGCGGUGUGGGCAUGAGUCUCACUUACAAUACUGUGUUGAUGGACAACUACCACUGGCAAGCGGCUGACAUCGGCCUGAUCAAUGUCGGUGGCGUUAUUGGCGCUGUGCUCGGUAUGCUUUUCUGCACAUUCAUUGGCAACCCAUUCGUGAUGUGGCUUGCCCGCUGUAACCGAGGUGUGCACAUUCCGGAGCACCACUUGGUCACAAUGGUACCACCUGCCAUUGUUGGCGUCGGUAUGCUGUUGCUGUAUGGUUACACUGCUCCUGGAGGGACGACCUGGUGGGGACCUUACAUGGGCUGGACCAUCUUUCAGUACUCAUUCACAGCGAUUAUCAUCAUUUCCACGACAUUUGCUUCCGAAGCAGCUCCCAAACAUCCCGGGCCUGCGUUGGUCGUAGUUGUCGGUACGAAGAAUGUGGUGUCAUUCGGCGUGACCUAUGGGUUGACGCCAAUGGUCGAGAGGUUCGGGUAUCAGACUGCAUUCGGUGUCCUUGCCGGGAUCUUUGGUGUGAUCUUCCUUCUUGGAAUUCCUGUGUACAUUAUCAACCCCAAGUGGCGUGCUUACAUGUCUGAGAGGGAGAGUAGAAAGGGUCACGUUGGAGCGCCUUGA
This is a messenger RNA of Colletotrichum chrysophilum, 1680 nucleotides long. RefSeq lists its product as uncharacterized. Gene Ontology annotation, biological process: transmembrane transport. The record is from RefSeq and is a predicted model, not a curated record. The transcript has 2 exons. The coding region runs from base 1 to 1680 and encodes 559 amino acids. Lineage: Eukaryota; Fungi; Ascomycota; Sordariomycetes; Glomerellales; Glomerellaceae. Gene Ontology annotation, molecular function: transmembrane transporter activity.